Messenger RNA from Penicillium atrosanguineum, 1887 nucleotides. RefSeq names its product ankyrin repeat domain-containing protein. The coding region runs from base 1 to 1887 and encodes 628 amino acids. The transcript has a single exon. The record is from RefSeq and is a predicted model, not a curated record. NCBI's taxonomy places the organism in Eukaryota, Fungi, Ascomycota, Eurotiomycetes, Eurotiales, Aspergillaceae. Gene Ontology annotation, molecular function: protein binding.
AUGCUCCUGGAUCUCUGUGGGCCAUCGUUCUUGGCCAAAUCUAAGCAUGGCAGAGACCAACUCCUCUCCGUUGCGAUACAGGAAGGUCAUUUGGAUGUCCUCAAACUCUUCAUCUCCGAGGGCUUCGAGAACACGCGGGGAAGAAAUCACAUGUUGAACGUGGCGAUAAAUGGUGCACCUUCCUCUCUGCAAUGUCUCAUUGAGGCGGGGUUCGAGGUGAAUAGUACUCAUGGCUACAACUUUCCUUUGCUAGCUGCGACAAGUGAAAACCAGCUUGAGAAAGUGAAGCUGCUUCUUGAGGCCGGGGCCGACCCCAACUGGGAAGCAUUUGAGCUCUCAAGACUUGGGGAGGACCCUAAUGACCCACUACAUACGGCGGCCUCGAAUGGUUGCCGCGAGAUAGCACAAUGCUUACUGGAGGGAGGUGCACGUUAUCAUCGCGAUGGAAUAUUUGACGCUAGAGGGAUAGCUAGGCUUGCUUGCAAUGGCCAAGAGCGAAUCGCAAUAUUGAUCAUGGAUUCCAUUGAUUUCGAGUCGGAAUUGGCGGAUAGCGACGACGCGAUGCGCGGUCACUGGGUCACGCUGGCAGCAACGGUUGGCGACGAACCCCUUGUCCGGCGACUUCUAGCCAUAGGGUCUGAUAUAAUCGAUGAGAAUGAAUACUGCGACAGUAUUGAAUUUCCGGCUCUCACACAAGCUGCACUCCAUGGACAGGCGGCUAUCGUGAGAAUCUUGCUUGAUGAAGUUGGGAAAUCAAAUCCCGAAAGCCUGGCAAAUGCCUGCUUCGCUGCGAUAGAAGGUGCCGUACAAGGCAACUAUCUAUGCAUACUAUCAGAUGCCUUUGAUCGCGGAGGCGACGACCUGAUUGAAUCUCGAGGGUAUGAUAUGCUUUCGUGUGCAAUCGAGAGACAAAACGAGGAUGCAUGUGAUUUUCUGGUAGAAAAUAAGGUACUGGACAUUGGUAUCCGAGGGGAUAAUCCGAAACGUCUUCUACCAAAAGCCCUCAAAUCCGGAAAUUAUACUCUCGUGUUGCAAAUCCUCAACCAAUCUCAAUUCAGCCUCUUUGACUUUGUUGACGAGCCCAAGGGCACCGCUGUGUUACAACUAGCAGCAAGAUAUGGACCGGUGGAAGGAUUUGAACGUUUACUCGGUCUAGGCGUGGCUCUUGACCCACAAAAUACGUUAUGCGAGAUUGCUCUAGUUCAGGCUGCUGAGGCAAACCACCCACAUAUCAUCAAGCAUUUUCUCGACAGCGGAUAUGAUGUGAAUGCCAUGUACUGUGCCAGAAUUGGUUCUAUAGCGCCGUUGCUCUUUCACGUUUCCAGGGGUAUAUCCCGAGGCAAUGAGCCGGGCGACGAACGCGCAAUUGCGACUGCACAGUUUCUGAUCGAUCAAGGUGCGGAUGUGAAUGCUUGUGGCCCUACAAGUGAAACCGCGCUCUGUGAAGCAGUGAGGCGUUGCAGAUUUGAUCUUGCCGCAAUGCUGCUUGAUCAAGGUGCAGAUCCUUUGAAAGGGAUUGAAAGAAACAAAAGUGCUCUACAGAGGACUAUCGUAUCCGCUAACCUUGAAUACGUGAGACUUUUGAUGGAUAAAUUGUCCAUUGAUGACCCUCGGUACCGCAGCUUUGUCAGGCAGAUUCCCAGUCACAUUAGCAAAUGGAACGUUAUCCCUGGCAGCAACAUAGGGAGAGACAGCAAGCACUGGUCAGAGGUUUGGGACAUAGACGAGGGUUCUGACAAAGAGAAAAAUACCAAAAGUCAUACUGAAGAUGAAACACAAAGCUUUAUCAUGGAGGCGCCUAAAGAUACCGAGUGGUGGUCCAGAUUUCAUACCAUCAAAGAAUUAGCCAGGUACUAUUGGCGAACGAUGUACCCAGCUCCAGAAUGA